AGGCGGGCGGGCUUGGUCCGGAGUGCAGGGGAGGCGGGCGGCCCGGCGGCGGACUGGGCCCCCGGGCCUGCCGCGCGGGCGCUGAGCUGGCGGGGCGGGCCGGGGCCCGGACGGUGGCUCCUCCUCCUCUGGCUGCAGGGUUAAAAACUAAUAUUUAUAUAAGACAGAAGAGAAAGAUGUCAUUCCGUAAAGUAAACAUCAUCGUCCUGGUCCUGGUUGUUGUUCUCUUCCUACUGGUUUUGCACCAUAACUUUCUCGGCCUGAGCAGUUUGCUAAGGAAUGAGGUUUCAGAUUCAGGAAUUGUGGGGUUUCAGCCCAUAGACUUUGUCCCAAAUGUUCCCCGACAAGCUGUAGACGGGAGACAAGAGGAGAUUCCUGUGGUCAUCGCUGCAUCUGAAGAUAGGCUCGGGGGGGCCAUUGCAGCCAUAAACAGCAUUCAGCACAACACUCGCUCCAAUGUGAUGUUUUACAUUGUUACGCUCAAUGGUACAGCAGACCAUCUCCGGUCCUGGCUCAGCAGCAGUACCUUGAAAAGCAUCAGGUACAAAAUUGUGGAUUUUGACACUAAACUUUUGGAAGGGAAAGUCAAGGAGGAUCCUGACCAGGGGGAAUCCAUAAAACCAUUAACCUUCGCAAGGUUCUACUUGCCAAUUCUGGUUCCCAGUGCAAAGAAGGCCAUAUAUAUGGAUGAUGAUGUAAUUGUGCAAGGGGAUAUUCUUACCCUUUACAAUACACCACUGAAGCCAGGGCAUGCAGCUGCAUUUUCAGAAGAUUGUGACUCAGCCUCCACCAAAGUUGUCAUCCGUGGAGCAGGGAACCAGUAUAAUUACAUUGGCUAUCUUGACUAUAAAAAAGAAAGAAUUCGUAAACUUUCCAUGAAAGCCAGCACCUGCUCAUUUAAUCCUGGAGUUUUUGUUGCAAACUUGACAGAAUGGAAAAGACAGAAUAUAACCAACCAGCUGGAAAAAUGGAUGAAACUCAACGUAGAAGAGGGACUAUACAGCAGAACACUGGCUGGCAGCACCACAACACCACCUCUGUUGAUCGUAUUUUAUCAACAGCACUCUACAAUUGACCCCAUGUGGAAUGUCCGCCACCUCGGUUCCAGUGCUGGAAAACGAUAUUCACCCCAGUUUGUAAAGGCUGCCAAGUUACUUCAUUGGAAUGGUCACUUUAAGCCAUGGGGAAGAACUGCUUCCUAUUCUGAUGUCUGGGAAAAAUGGUAUAUUCCAGACCCCACAGGCAAAUUCAGCCUGAUCCGAAGACAUAUGGAGAUCUCAAAUACAAAAUAAAACAUAAUUUAUGCUAUAAGCAUUUCUCAGGAAAUCCUGGAAGACAGUAUGUGUGGGAAUUAACAGUUGCAAGGCUUCAAUGCCUAUCUGCAGCAACCCAUGGAAAGAGGGACAUUUCAGCUGGGUAAAGAGGAUGAACUACCCUGUUUAGCAGUCAGCUUCCCAGAUAGGCUAUAAAUGUCUCCAUCUGCCUUACCAAAUGUUUGCUUACUGCCAUACUGAAGGACUGACAGGGAUGGUACGGCUAGUUCAACACUACUGCUUGGUUUUAAUUUUGUAAUAUUAACCUGUGGUCUGAUCUGUUAAUAAAGUGAAACCUACAUUUUUCAA
This is a messenger RNA of Panthera uncia (snow leopard), 1622 nucleotides long. It is a transcript of the gene GLT8D1, whose product is annotated as glycosyltransferase 8 domain containing 1. Lineage: Eukaryota; Metazoa; Chordata; Mammalia; Carnivora; Felidae. Bases 177 to 1292 code for a protein of 371 amino acids. Gene Ontology annotation, molecular function: glycosyltransferase activity. The transcript has 10 exons. Gene Ontology annotation, cellular component: Golgi apparatus. The record is from RefSeq and is a predicted model, not a curated record.